CGGCGUUUAAGAUACUUGCUACUUGUGAUUUAAUUUUUCUGUUUUAGUUUCCAAAAUAAUGCAUUUAGUUUAAAAUAAAUAUGGACUUACCACAACCACCACAGGAUAUCGAGUUAAGAAAUAUAAUUGACAAACUAGCACAAUUUGUUGCUAGAAAUGGGCCAGAAUUUGAGCAAAUGACUAAGAAUAAACAGAAAGGCAAUCCAAAGUUUCAAUUUUUGUAUGGCGGCGAAUAUUUUAACUAUUAUCAGUACAAAGUUACAACAGAACAAGCCAUAUUUAAACAACAACAGUCUACUAUUGUAAAUGAUCAAAGUAAUAAUUGGAAUAAUCUUCCACCAACACAAAAUAAUAUGGAAAUAGAGCAGUUAACGAAGCAGCAGGAUGCUCUGAGAGAGCAAAUAAAGCAGAGUGAACAAAACCUAACAGCACAACAUACUGUACUUUUACAGCAGCAGCAGGCACAGGUAGAACAGGCUGUGGCAAAAUGCGAGUCUGCUGAUUUACAGAAAGAAGCAGAAAACUGUGGUAUAGCACUUCCCGAAAUUUAUAAUAUAUUGCAACCAAUUAUUGAUAGCUGUACCAAAGACAGUAUAAGCAAUGGUAAAUCAUGGUUUCUUCAACAUGCAACAACAAAACAAAAAGCUUAUUGUAUUGUCGAAUGUUUAUUAUACAAAGUUUUACAAUCUGGUACAUUUUCCCAAAAGUUACAUGUCAUUUAUUUAGUAAAUGAUCUGUUACAUCAUAGUGCACGCAAAAAUGCAAAUGAAUUAAAAGAAGCUUUAGAGCAUGUGGUGGUUCCUAUGUUUUGUAACGCAAGCAUUGCAGCCAAUGAUGAUCAGAGACAGAAAUUAGAUAAGUUAUUGAAACUGUGGGAGUCAAAAGCCAAUUACCUUAAAGCUGAUACUUUAGAAAAAAUGAGGCAUCCACUACAAAGUUAUCAGCAAUAUCAAUCUGACCAAAUGGCGAAAUAUGCCACAGAAGUCGCUGCCUUAGCUCAACAAACAAAGAUAACAUUUGAUGGCUACCAGGCUCAACAUCAAGCUUUUGUUUGCCAUGCAAUGCAACAAAUAAUGGAUUUGCAACAGCAGAAACAGAACCUGGAACAACAGCAACAACAGCAGCAGCAGCAGCAACAGCAGCCGCCACCUCAACAACCCCCACAAGUACCCUCAAUAGUGUCUAAUGCAACAAAUAUCAUUCCUUUAGAAACAAUACAAGCUAGUUUGCAACAGACUAUUCAAAAUUUAAGUCAAAGUGUGACCACGCCCCCAGCACAAACUAAUGCACAUCCCUUUCCGAUGCAACAUAUAAAUCCCCCUAAUCCCAACGACAACUUCGUACCGAUGAACACUUCUAUCCCACCACCUAGUAUAAACCAGCAACCAAACUCAACUCAUCAACCAUCCCCUGGAGUAAAUCAGUUAUCAAACAACAUUAGUCAACAUGGCAACAACAUUGGACCGCAUCCCAGUGAUAUACAUCAGUUAAGUAAUCUAAAUCCGCCUCCGAAUUUCACAUCUCCGCCAGAUAUGAGUCAACAGCCCCCUCAACUGAGUCAGCCCUCGAAUGGUAUCGAAAGUAUUCCAUUCACCCAACCUCCACCGGGAUAUUUUCCACCGCCAGGUAUGUUUCCGGACUUCUCAAAACCACCUCCCGGAUUUCCCUCCAAACCGGAACCAUAUUUGGAAGAACUGAUGCCCACUGCUCCCUACUACGACUUGCCCGCAGGAUUAAUAGUACCACUAAUUAAGUUGGAAGAAACAACAUAUAAACCGUUAGAUCCUAAAGAUAUUAGGUUGCCUCCACCAGCUCCACCUAGUGACCGACUUUUGGCUGCUGUAGAUGCAUUCUAUUCCCUUCCGAGCCAUGACAGGCCCCGAGACAGCGAAGGGUGGGAAAAACUAGGUUUAUAUGAGUACUACAAGGCAAAGAAUAAUGCCAAAAGAGAGAAAGAGGAUUUAAUAGCGGCAGGACUGAGACAGCAGUCUAGGAGUCCGAGCCCAAUAAAUUUGCAACCCGAAAAAGAACCUUCGCCGCCAAAGAGGAGGUACCGUAGUAAAUCGCCUACACCCCCAUUGACAUCGCACAGAAGUAGUAAAAGGUCCCGGAGCCGAUCUAGGUCGAGAUCACGUUCGAGAAGCAGAUCCAGAAGUCCCAGAAGGAGGCAUCGAAAUACUAGAGAGCCAAGAGAUGGCAGAGAAAGUCGGAGACGGAGGAGUCCAUCCCGUUCUAGAUCUCGAUCCCCCGUAAGAAGGUCUCUGUCGCCGCCCCCUAUUAAUUUUUCUAACCUUAAUUUUGUACAAAAUACUCCUCAAGAACUGGAUCCAUCCAACAAAGGUCACCAGAUGCUGCGAAAAAUGGGGUGGGGUGGGAGUGGCUUGGGGGCCAACGAACAAGGUAUAGACGCUCCGAUUUCAGGUGGUGAUGUUCGGGAUAGACAAGAUCAGUUUAAGGGAGUGGGUUGUAAUCUAAACGAUCCUUACGAGAACUUCAGAAAAAAUAAAGGUGCAGCAUUUAUAACCAGAAUGAAAGCGAGAGCAGAAGAAAGGGCUGCCGAGAGUAAGUUGAUUGAUUAUUAAGUUCUUAAGUUGAAAAAUGAAGCAAUAUUUUCAUCGCAGGUCAAUUUUUUAGUAGCUUAUUAUGUACCUAUCGUAAAAUAACGGAUUUUAUUUUCCUACUAAACAAUUGUUUCAAAUCUGAGAUGAGAAAAAAAUGAUGUGUAUUGGUGAAAAUUAAAAUUAUUGUAUUUUGAUAAUGCAGCCUGAGACCCAGUCCGAUUUUUUAAAGGAAGAUUUUAGGCCCAUAUAGUGAACUUUCAUGAUGAAAAUAAUUCGAAUGAAAGUGACCAAAUAUAAAAUAGGGGUUGCAUGUGCAAUUUUAUUUCAUAAUUAUGAUAGAAUAAAAUGUUUCCUGUAUUUCAUAAAACUUCCAUUUUUCUUAAAGUUACAGCUUAUGAAAGUUUGAAAAUAGAAUAUUAGUAUCAAAUUAAAAUUUAAUACUAAAAAAUAUAUAUUUUAAAAAAUAAAAAACCCACAUAUUGUAUCUAUCAAUUGAUUAUGAAAAAAAUAUAUUUUGUUCAAAUAUAUGUAACCGUUUUCAAGAUCUCAGGGUUGGCAAUCCCUACUUUAAUUUAUUUCAUUGUUCGAAAUUUUUUCGCCACAGAAUUUCUCUACGUGAGCUAGAAAAUCAUAUCAUUUGUUAAAAUAUGACCACCGCUCUGUUGUAUUACAAAUUGUAAACUAUUUUUCAAACAUUGUAUAUAACAGUCAUAUUUAUAAAUCUAAUUUUAUUAUUUGGAUCACAUUUGUUGACUAUUGUUGUUUUUUAAUCUGAUCUUUCAUCAGUAUCACAGAGAUAUGGAUGUGUAUACAACAAUAAAAAAAUCAAUGUAUUUAAUUUACAUUGCAAAUACAGUGUAUCACUAUAUCCACAUUUUUAUACCUUUAAUUGUUAUCUUUAAUUUGAAACUAAUUGGCAAAAAGCAAAAAAGCUAUUAUAUAUUAUAUUUCAAUUCAAUUUUUAAUAGUUUGGCAAUAGAAAUUUUUGUUUUAAUUUAAUAACUUACAUUGAACUGGAAAACCUGUUGCUAAAAUAAUAGGAAGUUUUAUAUACUGAACAGUAAUAGAGUUUUAAGAUUUAUAUAAAAUGUAGUUGUUAUUAAACUUAUUUGGAAUGUAACUGGAAAAUAAAAUCUGGAAAAUUAUUCUAAUCAAAAUUAGGCAUUCUCUCUAAACAACAAAUACCUAUAUUCCAUUGUCAAAGGUAGCACUAAUAAAAAGAAGUUAAAUAGUAAAUAAAAAUUUUAAUACAGUAAAACUAUCAACAUUUUUUAAAGUAAGGAGAUUUUGACAUAAAUUCUGUAUGUAGUGAUAGUAAUAAUACUUGAAUCAUUUAAUAAUUUUUAUAAUAGUAUGAAUAGCAGCAAUAAUAAUUCUACGCUUAUGUUUUCAAAAGGUCAUUAAAAUCGUCAUCUAUAGGAAAAACUUCAAUCCUGCAACGAAAUGCAAAUUGGAAGGUGCCUACCUGUGUUAUAACGACAAUGUUUAAUUGCUUAAAGAAGUUUCCAUACUUAAAAAAACUGAUUGAUUCAAAAACACGAUAUUUUUUAUCAAUCUUUUUGUUUUUCUAGGAAAAGGUUUUGAUUAAACUGGCUUCUUUUUUAAUUAAGCAUAAAAAUAUUUUAAAUAUGAAUUGUACAUCGUAUUUAUGGAUAUUCUAUGUUCAAAUAAGUUAUUUUAUAAUUUUCCUAAUUUUAUUAAGAAUGUUUGAUCUUUCCUCCUCUCCUGUAUGCUGAGAAUGGGAAAAAUAUUGUAAA
This is a messenger RNA of Anoplophora glabripennis (Asian longhorned beetle), 4318 nucleotides long. It is a transcript of the gene scaf6, whose product is annotated as calcium homeostasis endoplasmic reticulum protein. The transcript has 8 exons. The record is from RefSeq and is a predicted model, not a curated record. Bases 81 to 2582 code for a protein of 833 amino acids. Gene Ontology annotation, cellular component: perinuclear region of cytoplasm. Gene Ontology annotation, biological process: RNA processing; intracellular calcium ion homeostasis. Gene Ontology annotation, molecular function: RNA binding. Lineage: Eukaryota; Metazoa; Arthropoda; Insecta; Coleoptera; Cerambycidae.